Messenger RNA from Rhagoletis zephyria (snowberry fruit fly), 1194 nucleotides. Lineage: Eukaryota; Metazoa; Arthropoda; Insecta; Diptera; Tephritidae. The record is from RefSeq and is a predicted model, not a curated record.
AAUGAGGAACAGCACGAGCUGGCGCACAAGAACGAGUACAACUUUGACCACCCUGAUGCCUUCGACUUUGACCUGUUUGUGGAGACGCUGCGGAAGCUCAAGGAGGGCAAACGCGUCGAUGUGCCCAUCUACAACUUUGUCACGCACUCUCGUGAAAAGUUUACUAAAACAAUGUACGGCGCAAAUGUGAUCAUUUGCGACGGCAUUCUCAUCUUCGCGAACAAGCAGCUGCUGGACAUGAUGGACAUGAAGGUCUUCAUUGACACUGACUCGGACAUUCGCCUGGCUCGCCGUCUGAAGCGCGACAUUCUGGAGCGAGGCCGGGACAUGGAGGGCGUCAUCAAGCAGUACAACCAGUUUGUCAAGCCCAUGUUUGAUUUUUACAUUCAGCCGUCAAUGGUGCACGCGGACAUUAUCGUGCCUCGAGGCGGCGAGAACAAGGUGGCCAUUGAUCUGAUUGUACAGCACGUGCACACGCAGCUACAGACGAAGGGCUUCAAGUUUAGGUCGAAGCUAGUCAAGAUCUUCAACGAUCAGCCACUGCCCAGCUCAAUGCAGAUACUACCUCCGACGACGCAGAUUCGCGGCAUGCACACCUUCAUUCGCGACAAGGACAUCUCCCGCGAUGAGUUCAUCUUCUACUCGAAGCGGCUCAUGCGACUGCUCAUCGAGUACGCCAUCUCCUUUCUGCCCUUCAAGAUGCAAAACGUAGAGACGGUGCCGAGCGUGGUCUUCUCCGGAAAGGUGCUCAACUGCGACAAGAUUUGCGGCGUCUCGAUUCUCCGCGCGGGCGAGACGAUGGAGCAGGCUCUCUGUGACGUCCUCAAGAACGUCCGAAUUGGCAAGAUACUGAUCCAGACGAAUCCCGCCACUAAUGAACCAGAGCUGUACUACCUGCGCCUGCCGAAGGACAUCAAGGACUACAGGGUGAUACUGAUGGACGCGACGGUGGCCUCCGGUGCGGCCGCCAUGAUGGCCAUUCGCAUUCUGCUCGACCACGAGGUGCCCGAGGAGAACAUCAUGCUAUGCUCGCUGCUGAUGGCCGUCUCCGGCGUCCACUCCAUCGCCUACGCCUUCCCUCGGGUGCUCAUGAUCACCACCGAGGUGGACCCGGAGGUGAACGACAAGUUCUACAUUCUGCCCGGCAUCGGAAACUAUGGCGACCGGUACUUUGGAACGGAAAGCUACGACUAG